Messenger RNA from Pocillopora meandrina, 930 nucleotides. Lineage: Eukaryota; Metazoa; Cnidaria; Anthozoa; Scleractinia; Pocilloporidae. The record is from the annotation of a GenBank genome assembly.
AUGGUGAAUGUUAGCUUGAAUGGGAUCUACGAUGUAACACUGUCGGUGACCUGCGCCGCCUCAACCAAAGGAAACCAAUUCUUGUUUUUUCUAACAGCUUUAAACUUUCUCCUCGCCAUUUCAGCGUCUCUGGGAAAUGCUGUAAUCUUUUUUGCCUUGCGAAAGAUUUCUUCUCUUCAGCCAGCAUCCAAACUCAUGUUUCAAUGCCUGGCAGUUACUGAUUUUUGUGUUGGCGUUUUUUCUCAACCUUUGUUUGCCGUCCAGUUGUUGUCGAUAGCAAAUCAGCGAUUGCAGCUUUGUUACAUUCUUGUGAGCAUCAAUAACGUUGCUGGGAAAGCUCUAAGUGGAGUGUCGUUGUUCAUUUUAACUGCAAUAAGUUUAGAUAGACUUUGUGCUCUUUGUUUGGGAUUGACUUACAAGAAUGUCAUAACUUUCAGGCGAACACGCACGAUGAUUAUUUGGAUUUGGCUUUUGAACAUUUCCCUCGCCAGCCUGAGACGGUUUUGGAGGCUUGCUUUGAUGACCAAAGUAAUGUCUGCAUUCAUAUCUUCAGCACUAAUAAUCUCAGCUAUCUCCUACUUGACGAUCUACCUUAAACUACACAAAUAUUGCAAUAAGCUGCGAACCUCUGAUCAAGAUGACCAAUCGAACGUGCAAAGGAGUGCUUUCAACAUUGCCAAGUACAGGAGGACAGUACACACUGGGUUGUACGUACAGGUAGCAUUAGUGACCUGCUACCUUCCAUUUGGAAUAGUUAUGGCUUUAGCGAGCACUCGCGGUUACAACUCAUCGUUUAACGUUGCUGCUCGACUGACAAUCACUCUUACUUUACUUAAUUCAUCAUUAAAUCCCAUUCUCUACUGUUGGAGACUAAGAGGAGUUCGACAAGCAGUGAGGGAGAUUAUAAGACGCCCAAGUCAGUUAUCUUAG